AAUGAAAAAAUGAGUAUAAAAAGAAAUAAGAUUCUUCAGUGCUUAUCAUUCGAUUUUGAAUAGUCAACAAACUAUAAUUAAAAGUGAGAAUUCGGAUAGAAUUUAAUGUAAUUGAAGAAAUUUCAAAAUAUUGUGAAAAAAAAAGUUUGAAGAAAUUGCGAAUUAUUUUGAAAAUUGACUUGAAUAUCCAUCAAACUCAGUCAAGAUUGACAUAACAGCAUCAAAGGAUAUCCAAAAAAUCAGAAAGAUCCUAAGAACAUCAGAACUAAAAUCCAGACCAACAACAAAAAAUGAGUCAUCAAAUUAAAAUAAAUUUACCAAAUGAAAAUUCAGCAUCACCAACUCUUCAGCCAAUCAUCAUCUCAUGGACGAAUCCAUCGACAGACAAUCAAUCACAAAUGAUUGACGAAAAACACAUAAAACAGGAAGAUGAGCUGCAAAUCAUCUCGCAAGUCAUUCAACAUCCAGCGAAUAAAAAAGCAGCUGAAAUUGUGAGUCCAACAAGAGUUUUGAGGAGUCAUGGAAAGGUUGACAAGAGUCCAGUCAUUGUGACUCGAAAGGUGUCACCUAGAGCAAGAGGCGGUUCCAAAACACAAGAUGUUGAAGUCUUUACAAAAGUCAUUGACAUAACUUCUAAAUCGAUGGAUGCAUUGCCAGUCAAUGGAGAUUCUAGUCUGUGGACAACGACAGUUCAUAAAAAUUCAAAAAGUCAAGCUACAAGCAAUAAAAUUGAAUCAAAUUCAGUCACAAAAGCUUCUAAAAAAUUGGUAAAAAUUCUACCAAAAAAGGAUGUCCUUCAAGAGUCAAAGGAUGAGUCUGUUGUGGUUCCUAAAGUUAAUGUUCGUCCAAAAUCAGCAACUGAUGUUAAAAAAAAGUCUAAAGCAGCAAAUGAAGUCAAACCAAAGCCAAAAACAACGAAAGCCAAGCAACUAAAGAAGGAUAAAAAUGGAAAUUCCUUAAAACUUAACAAUUUGGCACCAAAAGCUUCAUCAAUCCUUGAAAAAAGCCAAUCAUCCUCACCAUUGGAAGCACCUUUCAACGAAACAUACAUCAAGAAAGAAGAAGAACUAAACAUUCUGCCUGAAAACGACACAAAACCAACAGAUCCAGCAUUAAUCAAAAUUGAAGUCACUGACCAGCAACUUGAACACUCAACAGCCAGCAAUUCAUCCACAAAACCUCAAAUCAAUGCAGAACCAGCAGUUAAAGACGAAGCUGUCGAUGAAAUCACAAUAAAAGUCAUCAACCUCGAACCUAAAGCUGUAGUUAAGGAAGAAGAAAGCCGUUCUUGCAUUUCAGACACAACUUCAAGUCCUCUGAAAUAUUUUAAUGUAUCCAGUUCCUCAAAAGUUAAUGACUCUAAUUUAAUCCAGAAUAGCAAUAAAUUUGUGCAUUUAUCAAAAUAUUUAUCAGACAAUGUGAAGACAUCCGAGAGUCCAUUGGAUGUGAAUGAUCAGAGCUCAACAAAUUCUGAGAAAAUUAAUCAUUUUGAAGCUAAGGAACCAGCACAAGAUGAUGAUGAUGAUGAUGACGAUGAUGAAGACAGGCUGGUGAUUAAGGAAGAUGAAGUUGAAACCAUAGACAUCUCCGACAGUGAUGAUGAAAAGCCUGAAGAAUCAGCACCAAAGAAAUUUCAAAAUUCCUGGACAGACUUAACCAGUCAGUCAAUAACAAAUGCAGAUUCAGACAGCCUGACAUCAAGCAAUCAUGUCUCAAUAUCAUAUCCAUCGAUUGAUGGAUCAACUAGCUUACAACCUCCUGUCAUUCAAAUUUCAUAUCAAUUUCCUAUGGACAGCCAGCACUCAGCAUCAUCAACACAGAUACAAAAGCAUUUUAUGUCAUCAAGUAUGGAGCCUAUCCAUAAGAAUUUAGGUCAGCAGUCAACAUUCGGUCAGUUGUUCAAUACAAAUCAUCAUCAUGCUGUUCAGCCAGUCUUUAAGGAUCACACAAAGAUAAAUUCUAAUCGAUCAUCAAAAAAUGUGAGUCCACAGCCAUCGACAAGUCAAAUUGUGGUUUCUACAUCAAGUAAUAAGCCACAAACAAGUCAGAAGAGAAGACGAUCUUCAUUAAUGACUCCAAGUACAUCCAACAUCCCACAAACUACAUCAAAAUCCCUUGAAAAUCCAUCUAAGAAGCAAAAAGUCACUGCAGAUCCAAAUCAAGUUUCAAUAAUCCCUUAUAUCCCAUCCACAAAUCCAACAAGAAGGAUAUCAUCAACAUCAUCAGACGGAAGCUCAUCAACAUCACAUCCAUUUCAGUGUAAAAUGUGUAUGACAAUAUUCAAGAGGAAGAUCGACAUGAUUCAUCAUUUAAAGUCACAUUCGGAAGCAAAGUUUGAGUGCCAAAGAUGCGGAAUGAAGUUCAAAUUUGAAGGAUAUUUUAUUAAGCAUGAAUGCAUUGCUUGUGAAUUGUGCAACAAGACAUUCUUUCUGAAGCAACAGCUUAGAAAUCAUCAAAGGAUCGAGCAUGACAUCCAGAUGGAAAUGUAUGAAUGUGAUUUAUGUGGGAAGAAGUUAAGGUAUAGGCAUGGAGUGUUGUAUCAUAUGUCAAAGACACACAUGAAGUAUCUUGAGGAUAAAUAUGGAUGUGAUGUGUGUGGCAAGCGAUUCAAGCUCAAGGAAUCAAUCAGACUUCAUAUUAAGAAUCACGAGUCAGUCAUCGAAUGUAAAUUGUGUGACAAAAAGGUCAAGAGAGUCAACCUGAAUGUCCAUAUGAAGUCAGUCCAUGCGACUGAGAGGAACUUCAAGUGUCGAAUUUGCAGAACAAGUUUUAAGACUAAAGAGUGCCUUAAAAGUCACAUUAGGACUCAUGAGAAGAGCUUUGAAUGUACAGAAUGUGGUAAGAGAUUCUCAAACAAGUCACAUUUAAAGGAACACGUGGAAUGGCAUAAAAAUCCUGAUGCCUAUAAAUGUAAGAUAUGUCAAAAGUCAUUUGCACAGAAGUAUUGCCUCAAGGCUCACGUAAAGCUCCACGAAAGUGGACAUCAAUUCACAAAAUUCAAGUGCUCAUCAUGUCCGUACUCGACAGACAAGGCUGAAAAUUUAGAAAAGCAUGAAUUGAAGCACAAAAGGCAGGAAGAGAACGAAGAAAUGAGAAAGAAUUGGCUGCAGUGUGAAAAAUGUCCUGUAAAGUUGAAGAAUAAGUUGAAGCUAGCUACUCAUUAUUGGAAGAAGCACAGCGAAGUCAUGCCUAAAUAACUUUAUAAUCAGUAUCAAUAUUUUAUUCUAAAAAUUGACAAAUAAAAGAUUUUAAAAAUAUUAA
Messenger RNA from Chironomus riparius, 3261 nucleotides. The record is from the annotation of a GenBank genome assembly. Lineage: Eukaryota; Metazoa; Arthropoda; Insecta; Diptera; Chironomidae.